CCGCCAUCAACGAUUUAGGCUUUCGUGAAACCGCUUUCCCCAAGCUUGCAAAAGGAGGGGAGCAAAUGGGGAAACAGCGUCAGAAGGAGAGGCUACAGGGAAAGGGCGACGACGAGCCCAAAGACCACCGUGGUUGGAUAGCGCGAGAGAGGCCCCAGCGUGCGUGCCGACAGAAGCCACCUGGGCAUCACUCGAGCGGGGGCGACAGUAACCCGGGCGAGAGGGGCGGCAGAGGUGGGCAUGGCAAUGGGAAUGGCAAGUUGCUGCCAUCACGCAAGAGAAGGCGAUCGCCUCGAGCCCCCACGGCACAGAAGCCGUCCGGCAAGCGGCAAGGCAGCCCGCCGCGAGAGCCCAUUUCGUGCCAGCAUGACGACCUCCUUAACUUCAUGGCCGACUUCGAUAGGCAGGGCAUCAAUGUGCCGCCGCUGGUGCGGGGGGAUGGUGGGAAUGGCGGUGUCAACGCACACUUUAUCGUUGUGGGUGCGGGAGUUGCUGGUCUGACGGCUGCAGCUAUGCUCAAGAGGAGGGGGUAUCGGGUGAUCGUCUUGGGAGGGAAGGGACAGGUGAGAAACGGAUGAACGAUUGACGACUUGUCCGUCCAGACAGACAUACCAGCGACUUGAUGGAUGUUUGUAUGUUUGAAUGUUUGUAUGUAUGUAUGUGCCUCCCUUCCUUCCUUGUUGUGUUGUUCCUUCCUUCCUUCAGGGUUGGCGGCCGCAUCCACACCAAGACACUUCCUGCCAAAGACAGCCUGCCUGAGACCAAGGUGAGUGAGCCGCAACGCAACACAACAGGCUUUCCGACUCCCUUUGUUCCGCCCGCCUCAUCUACAUGCAGUACACGCACCGCACCGCACCCAUCUGUCUCUGUCUGUGUGUGUGGUGUGGUGCACUCACUGCAGGUGGAUCUCGGCGCCAACUGGCUGCACGUUGCACCAGGAGAUCCGCACUAUCCCUGGGAUUUGGCGGCGGCACUUGGAAUCGAAACUUCUGCUGUGAUGGGUGAGCGAGACAGCGACGCAGCGGUUGUUCGUCGUUUCGCCACCACCAACCACCACCACUAACUAGACCAUCUCUCUCCCCUCCCUGUCAUGCAGGCGGCAAGUGGGAGCCGACCGAGUUUGCGAACUGGUAUGACGAGCAAGGACGGCAGAUACCGCAGGCCAUCAUCAUCAAGUAAGCACAGAUACCCCUCGUGCACCUUCUGUCAGCCCUCCAUGCUCUCCUUCAUGAACGCACCUGUGGUGCUGCAGGGCCCACCUUCUCACUGAGCGGGCGAUGGCACACAUGGUGGCCCAGAAGCACAAGGAGGACCAAGCCACUACAUCGCCAGGACCCUUCCCAGGCCAGCUGGCUGCCCUUCCCCCAUUUCCCCCAUCCGGCAGCAGCUCCUUCCAAGACUGGUUCGGCAUUGCCCUCAACCACGCCCUCAACGAGGAGGCACAGGCGCGGGGGGAGCGGCGACGGGCCGACGAGAGGAAUCGCAACAGGCGCAAGACCAGCCGCGCCCGUGAGCAGGCUGCAUCGCUGGCGGCCGAUCAGGCGGAGAGGGACGAGAGGGAGCUCGAGAUGAUUCGGCAGAUGGGCACCAAGACCGCUCGCGUACGGAUCGGCAUCUUGGCGAGAUCGAUGCCCUUCUCAACUGCAGAUAAUGGCGAUUAUAGUGCAUGUGGGUGA
Messenger RNA from Vitrella brassicaformis, 1676 nucleotides. The record is from the annotation of a GenBank genome assembly. Lineage: Eukaryota; Vitrellaceae.